AUGGUUCUUAACGUUUCAUUUACAAAUGUCGUGGGUAAAACAAUACAAACACAAUUAAAAAACGAUUUUACAUUAGUUGAUUUCAACGCAUUGAUUGCAGAUAAAAUUGAACCGAAUGCAACUGAACAUUAUCGUUUUAUUGCAAAUAAUAAAGAUUUAUGUUUAGAUAAUGAAACAGAAUUUAAUAAACGUAAACAGCUGAUUAAAAAUGGUGUGACAAUAUUUCUGUUACGUCGUAUGCAAGGUGGUGGCUACAUUGAAAUGUCAAUUCUGAUUGAUAUUGUUAUUAAUGAGCUCUCCCAGGAACUAUUAAAACUACCAAAACAACUGGAUGAUUGUAUCAUCUGUCUUGAUAGUAAACCGUGUAUGAAAUUGUGCUGUAAUAAAAUUUGUAUAGAAUGUUUUACAAAUUAUUUUAAAACAUCUGAUCUUCGUCUAAAAUGUAUGGUCUGUCGUAACAGUAAGAGUACAAACGAAUUUCUACCGUAUGAACAAUUCUUUAAAACACAAGAUUUUAUACGAUCAUUGUAUGCACUGGAUGAAGUACGUGAUUUAAUGAAACAUAUUGAUUGUCAAAUAUGUCACUGUGGUGUACUGAUGGUUAACGAAACAAUGUAUUCAAAACAGAAAUGUGAACAGUGUAAACGUUGGUUCUGUUUCUUCUGCAAUAAAGAUUGGAAAGAGGAAGAAAUGAAAAAUGAUCAGUUUACAUGUCAUAAUCACUGUGUCUAUGAAACAAAAUUGGGUUAUGAUCUUGUUCCGCUGGCCAUGAAUUCGCAGUUACACGUUCCAAGUCGUCGUUGCUGUCCAAAAUGUUUUAUACAUCGGUGGCUAUGA
Molecule: messenger RNA, 837 nt
Organism: Didymodactylos carnosus
Lineage: Eukaryota; Metazoa; Rotifera; Eurotatoria; Philodinida; Philodinidae
Source: the annotation of a GenBank genome assembly